AUGAUGAAGGGCAAGAAGGGUUCUGACGGGAGCACAACGACCUCCGGUACUGGAUGUUUCGUGUGUGGAGAUCGAGGACAUGGGUUUCGCAAUUGCCCGAAGAGAUCGAGCACUUCUACCAGUUCAACCUUUGGCAAGGGCACCAAGAAGGGUACCUUCUGGGUGGAGUCAAUGACUUCUUCACCUUUGGCCUUCAUUGGCAUGGUGCUACGAGAAGAAGAGGUGCUCUACAACACUGAAGGUUACGGGGUGCUCGACCUUGGGGCUACAGAGACAGUGGGAAGCUUGGAGGCUGUGGAGAACCUGAUGCGGCUUCGAGCUCAACUUCGUGGAGAAGAAGAUCAGGUUGAGGUCUUCCAUGGACCUUCAGCCAGAAAGCCAUUCCGGUUUGGGAAUGGAGGAGUUCAGAUGAGCAGUAGCUACAUCUUAGUGCCGCAGAAGGUUGGAUCCCAGACCUUGCUCUUGGGCAUGUUUACUUUGGAUGCGGAGAAGGUUCCCAUCCUCAUUGGAAUGAAGACCCUGCUUCGUCUUGGAGCAGUGAUUGAUGUCAGUGGCUGGAUGGUUUUGAGCUGCGUCGCACCAAAGGCCAAAAUUCCUUUGAGGCGCACCAAAGCUGGCCACCUUGUAGUUAGUCUCACUGAGGAUUGGUUGAGUUUGAGCCAACCACUUCAUGACAACCGUGAGAGCGCUCGAGCAUACAUGGUGCAGAAUUUGGAGGAGAACACACAACUUGAUCAUGAGGCCGUGUUCAUGAUGAACCCGGGACAUCAUCAUCAACCACUGCAGCAGCCAGUUCCGACCGUGAACGCUCCCCUCGUGGCCAUGGCGCCCAAGAAGGAGAAGGUGGACUCCAAGACCAAGGUCCCGGCCACAGAGCGGUACGACUACCAGAGGACGGAAGGGCCGAGGACAGACGACCCUCGGUGCACGGGGCCACCGUGCUUUGGGGAGCACCAACCGGCCAAACCGGGCCGCGGCAGCCCGACCGGGUGCAAUGCCAGCGGCACCUGGGUGGCAUGCCAAGCGUGUGGCCUGAGGCUGGCUUACACGCCGGCAUUUGGUGCCCACGGUCUGUCACGGCAGGCCGGACCACUCCAGCAGGACGUGAAGAAGCAGCUGGAAGAGAAGAAGCCGGUCAAGGGAUCACCCGACCUGAACAACAAGAAGAUCGCCUACGACGCCCAGGAGAGAUCUCUGGAGGACAAGCUGGAGAGGAUCAAGCAGGAGAAGGCAGCAUGGAUCCAGAGCCAGCGCCAGAAAGAUCUCCAAGCCCACAAAGGGUACAAUGGGACUUCGACGAACAGCCAAGGAGGUCCCGGGAAUCCCGACCAUGGCCACCGAGGCCAGUCUUCAACGCCUUUGGCACCAACUUCCCAAGGCGUCGUGCCCAAGAAGACCGAGGCGGUGAUCGAUUGCGAGGAGGAGAUGUACAAGACGCCCGGCAGGAAAACACGCCGAGCGGACGAAGCACCGGAGAACUUGGAGUACAACCAGCGGGGCAAUCAGGACGAGAAGGACCACUGGAGCAACAGUGUCACCAGCGCGGAAUUCGACUUCAUCGAGCUCUAUGGCAAUUGGGAUGACGUCCACCAACUACGACACACGCUUCGGGGAAAGCGGAAGUCCAACUAUGAGCCUGAAGAGGACGAGGUUGUGACGGAGAAGCUGAAGCCUGAGGAGACGUCCUUCUUGGUUGAGGAGGUCACACAGUAUAACGAGGCCCUUGACGAGAUCUUUGUCUCACUGAAUGCCAUGUCCCCUGACUAUAAGGCCCCAAAGGUUUUGGAGCUGUGCUGUGAAGAUGACAGCGGCAUCACUAAGGCCGUUGAAGCAAGAGGAGGAAUUGGCAUCCGGUGUGGACUUUUCAAUGGAUGCGACCUCAACAAGAAGAGCGGCUUCCACAAGGUCUACAACCUCAUCGUGGACGAGCGGCCAGAUGUGGUUUGGGUGUCACUGCCUUGUGGCCCGACUUCAAGCAUUCAGGAGCUCAACAAACUUACUCCUGAAGGCAAGGCGAAGGUUGAGAAGAAGGUUGCUCAGUCCAAACGUCUGGCAGCCAAGGCCGUGACGCUAAUGGAACUUCAACAAUCUCAAGGAGGUGAAGUGGUUCAGGAAUGGCCGCGCUACAACAAGGGCUGGACUUUCAGAAGCAUUCAAGCCUACUGGAACACCAUGCCUUUCCAGGAGGCAACCGUCGAUGGAUGCGCAUAUGGACUUCGAGCUCCAUGCGGCGGACUCAUCAAGAAGCCCUGGAGGUUGAGGGCAACUACCAAGCGAGUGUGGAAGCUGCAAAACCUAUGUCAAUGUCAAGAACCUCAUGUUCCUUGUGAAGGAGGAGCUCUCACAAGGAUGACGGCCUUCUACCCGGCCAAGAUGUGCUUGCAGACUGCAAAGAUGGUGGAAGAGGUCCACUAUGACCGAGUUGCGCAGGCUUACGCAGCUGAGGAGAUGCCUGACUGCAACACGGAUGUGCUAAAGCAGUUCACCGACCAGGAGGUGCAGUCUACAGCACUGGAGGUUCUGAAGCUCCACAAGAAGCUUGGACAUCCCAGCCGACAGGCCUUCGUGCGGAUGCUCAAGGACAGAGGUGCCAGUCUGCUGAUCAGAACGCUGGCAUCCAUCGUCCAUUGCCAGGACUGCCAAGAAGCUGCAAUCCCACCUUCGAGGAGAGCUGUGACAUUGGAGCAGGCGACGGAACUCUGGGAGGUGGUGCAGCUCGACAACAUGGAGAUCACAGUGGGCGAGGAGACUUUCCACUUCCAGAUUGCGGUGGAUGAAGCUUCAGGCUACGGGGCAGCCACCUUCCUUUUCAAGCAUGAUGCUGCUCCAGGCUGUAGCCGCAAUGCAACGAGCCAGGAAUCCAUCGAGGCCUUCUACAAAGGAUGGAUCCAGUACUUUGGCUACCCGAAGAUUCUGAAGCUGGACAAAGAAGGAGCUCAUCGCGGCCGAGAACUUGAAGAAUGGGCUGAGAGCCAUGGACUGGAAGUGGAGGCCAUCCCUGCAGAAUGCCACGGACAAAUUGGCCAAGCUGAACGGAUGAUUGGAACCUUGAAGCAGAAGCUGAUGACGCACCUGCGAUCAUCCGCCGAGAAAGCCCACAGAGAAAUCACCAUCAGACAGAAGGUGAACAUGGCAGCCAACACCAAGAUGCCACGACCUGUUCGCUAUGAACCCGGCGCCUUGGUGUACUACAAGAGGUAUCAGCCACCAUCCAACAAGGCUGAGAGAUCCCAUCAACGACUUGACAUCCCACGACGCAAAGUUGCUCGAUGGUAUGGGCCUGCCAGGAUCCUCGCGGUGGAGACCAAGGUGAGCUAUGAUGGCCAUGUCAGACAGCCAUCCUCCAAUGCUUGGAUCAUUGCAAGCGGCAGACUCAAGAAGGUGUCGACCACCCAGUUGAGGCACGCUAGCCCUCGAGAACGUGUGGUGGCUGAAGGCACAAGCCAACUGACUUUGCCAUGGACUUUUCAGGAUCUUUCUCAGCUCAUCAACAAGGGCGAGUAUGACGACGAGGUCAUGACGGAGCGUCAACUUGAAGCAGACGCCCGACGAGUGCGAGCCCAGUGGGAUGAGGAGCUGAGAACAGAAAGAUCGAGCAUCAAGAGGCAGCUGCAGCCUGAUGGACUUGGACUUACGGGGCAGGCAGCUUUGUCUCAAGAUGCUACAAGGCAAAGAACGACCUCACCAACCCCUGAACAGGACGAGGAGAUCGUGGAUGACGAAGAUACCGAAAUCGAGGACGCAGAAGCAGAUCCACGUCAUCAAGUUCCACCUGAAUGGGAUGCAGAUGGAGUCCUUCAUGGGCGAGAUCACUUUCCUUUUGGUGCCAAUGAAAAUGGCCCGCUCUUCAAGCACCCUCAGUUUCUCGAAGCCCGAAGACGCCAUGAGAUGGGAGAGAGACCUCAUCAUGUUCAACGACAAGAAUUCCUUCAUGGCGGAGCUCACUACAACGAGAAGCUUGAGGAGGAGGAGAACCCGGACUACUUCCUGGACACCAUCAACUUUGAUGAGUAUGCCUUCGCGGUCACCUUGCCCACUCCGAGCUCUGAGGCUGAGUGGAGGUCCAUCGUCAAAGAUCCUUCACGAUUUGUGGCGAAGCGAGUUGCCAAAGGUGUGGAGGUGUCAUGGCAGAAGUUGUCAGAGGAGCAAAGGAAAGCGAUGGGUGAGGCAAAGCAAGUGGAGAUCAAUGAGUGGGUCAAAUCCCGCGUCUGCCGAGCUGCUCUGGGAGAAGUACCACCUCAUCGACUCAUGAAGAUGAGAUGGGUCUUGGUUUUCAAGGCCACGGACGACCCCAACCAGGUGAAGGCAAAAGCUCGACUGGUGGUGGUAGGUUUUACAGACCCUGAUUUGGGGCAAGACCCUACCAGGAGUCCGACCCUGACUCGACGAGGUCGACAAGCUCUACUCCAACUGGCGAGCCAUCGUGGUUGGGAGUCCCUGAAAGCAGAUGCAAAAGCUGCUUUCCUCCAAGGAAAGGAGACUCAACUGAAGAGGCAGAUCUUUGGGAUGCCGGUGUCAGAACUCCAAGAGGCCAUGAACCUGAAGAAAGGACAAGCCGUCCAGUUCCUCAAGGCAGCCUAUGGACUUACGGUUGCCCCAAGGGAGUUCUACAUCAUGGUGGAUGACAUUCUAUGCCUCCUCCUAGACAAUCAUUCGUACAAGAUUAUGUGGUACAUGGCUUGUUCGUGCUUGAUUUUUCUUGUACUUGGCGAAACAAGAUUUUAG
Cladocopium goreaui is the source of this 4725-nucleotide messenger RNA. The record is from the annotation of a GenBank genome assembly. NCBI's taxonomy places the organism in Eukaryota, Dinophyceae, Suessiales, Symbiodiniaceae.